Messenger RNA from Camellia sinensis, 777 nucleotides. The record is from RefSeq and is a predicted model, not a curated record. Lineage: Eukaryota; Viridiplantae; Streptophyta; Magnoliopsida; Ericales; Theaceae.
AUGGAUGUCGGUCCUAGUGAACAUCGAUCAGUAACAGCUUCAAACAGAAGACUCCGUGAAUUAGAGAGACGUGGACGUGGACGUGGACGUGGAUGUGGACGUGGACGUGCUCGAGUGCAUGAUGAUGACAUGCACAUUGCCAUGGAUGAUAAUCCUAUACACGGGGCAUCAGUUAUGGAUGAUAUUGCUAUAGAUGAUGACCCUAUCGGUGAUGAUGCUGACAUUGUUGAUGAAGAUAUCCUUACUCAGCCAUUUUCGGGAGGUCCAACUGAUCCAUCAAUCCUUAAAAGUUUUAAAAGUCAUGUUGCCGCAGCUAUUUGGAAUGGUGCUGAUGAAAGGGGACCCUUAAAGUGUCAUAAUCACUCAUCUAAGAUUCGUUCGUGGCCAUGGUGGGAACAAGGAAACAACGGUACAUUUGUAAACAUUGUGGAGAUGUCAGGGCUUGCACAAUUAGCUCGUUGCACAUACCGCUUUGUCAAUAAAAUUGUAGUGUCUAGUUUUGUUGAGAGAUGGCAACCGGAGACAAACACCUUCCAUUUGACUGUUGGAGAGAUGACUAUCACAUUGGACGAUGUCGCCACUAUCCUAGGGCUUCCCAUUGUAGGCAAAUCUAUUAGCGUGCGUAAGUUGUCAGAAAGGCAGGCUGUUACAUUAGUAGUUAAUACCUUGGAAAUUGAUGAGCAAGAAGUCAGACAUGAGAUGUCUACUUCUGGAGGCAAUUCAGUGAGGCUUGAGUGGUUGAGGGCACAGUUUCAUAAUGUCACAGACAAUGAUUAA